Porites evermanni is the source of this 7875-nucleotide messenger RNA. Lineage: Eukaryota; Metazoa; Cnidaria; Anthozoa; Scleractinia; Poritidae. The record is from the annotation of a GenBank genome assembly.
AUGAAUUCACUGAUUGGUGUGCAGGACAGUACAAGAGCAGACACUACCUUGGUGAUCUCUCCUGUUCCUUGGCUACUCUUGGAUAUACAGUCCAAAGAAACUUCUUUGCCACUUCACACGCUAAAGGUGAACAGGAUGCUGCUGGCUCGCAUGUACAAUGUAAAGCAGAAGGCAACUACUGCCAUCCUCUGUAGAAGAGUCAAACUUCGUAGUGCCCAAGAACUGUGUGACUUUCUUACAAAGAACUUCUCCAGGCCAGCAGUGUCAUCUUUUCCCUCUAGGCAGAAGUCAGUGCAGCUGAAGCGACGUGUCUUCUUUAAUUUGCCUUCUUCUGGUGCACUGUCUGUUUCCCGAAACCGGGAAGGAGGCAGAUUUUGUACUGUGAAAGGUAUCCGGCAAUUGCACUCUGUCAGAACCGGUAGUGAACAGCUAAAGGUCUUCACGAGGGAAAGAGCUCGUUACUGCCAUGACUGCCUUGCUGAACGUUACAACAGAUGUGAAAACACAGAGUGGGUGGAUGACUGGAAGGAGGUCAAGUUGGCCAGGGAGCCUUCAGGCUCAACCACUAGAGCAACUGAGGAUGUCACAACCACUGAACAGUUGGUUCAACUUGCUGAUCUGGCAGCCAAAGACAGCAUUGUGGUUGUGGCAGCAGAGGAUGAUAGUCACUAAGAUUAUAAUCUUCUUAAAAUAACAAGUGAUGGCGUAACAAAGCUGAAGGACAAUUGUAAGGAUCCAUAUGGGAACAUUUAAAAAAGGACAGUUUGUUCUUCAAGGGAAAUUCUUUCUUAGGGAAAACAUAAUUGAUCAGACAUACAAACUUGAUGAAAAGGUGGCAGGAGUGCUUCCAGGAACUGUACGUUAUAUUUGUGGUGCCUUGACAUCAAAGGGAAAGAGACAGCAAAUAAUUAUUUCAAGUUCCAUUGAAUGAACACGAGCAAAUAUUAGCAUCUCUUUGACUUUCUUACAAUUAACGUGUUUCUUUUGUUAUUAAUUUCUGCUUAAAAAUUCCCUCAGAGAAAGAUAUAAUUAUAUAUUUUGUGUAAAAAGGGUGUGGUCACAAUGCAUGUUUGGUAAUAGUAAAAUAGCAGAAAAUGUUCUCAAAAAUUGUUGAGGUGGCAUUUUUUUGUAAUGUUAUCAUUUUUUAUUGCUUUUUGGAGUUACUUGAAACACCUACUGUAUUAAUUUUUCUAAAAAAUUUCGAUUUUAGGCCAAUGUUACACCUUUGUACAUGAGAACUGUGCUACUGAUCACUAGUAUUCUCAUUAUAUUGCAGUUUUGUGGUAAAUUAUCUUGGCGAUGUUGUGGGCAAGAGGCUGUGAACUCAGGCGCAGAUCCACACCGGUUUUCACUGUUUUAAGGAAAUCGGUCACAUUUUUCAUAAUGAAUAAUUUUAUAUUUUGAAUAAUAAAAAAACUUUCCAAGAUGAAAUCCUGUCUGAAUGACUUGGAAACCCUGGAAAGGGGACUUUAGGCAGUAAAAAUCCAAAAAAUUUGCUGAGAGAGCCCGCCCCUGGACCCGGCUUGAAGUUUGUGCCUUUGGCACUGGUUUGGGAAAAUCAGUCAGUAUUUAUCCUAGAUCUGCACCUGGGACUGUCCACACUAUCAUCAUCUUUACUAUUAUCAACUCACACCUAGAACUGGAUUAUUUUGUGUAAGGUUGGAACCUGAAUAGAACUUUUGUUGACAGUGACUAACGUUUCAACAACCUGUGCUGAGUUAAAGUGAAGAAGAAGAUGACUGCAGCACAGUUGUCAAAACGUCAGUCACUGUCGACAACAGUCCUAUUCAGGACUAUGUUCACUUGGGCGAUCAUGCUCAACCUACGUAUAACUCCAUUUUCUUUGAUCUUUUUUUUUUUUAGACAAGGUCAUGCUGCUGCAGUUGUGGACAAGAAAGUGUACAUUUUUGGAGGCAGCAGUGGAAGUGGUUUUGGUGGGCAGCACAGUGACUCCACUAGUGAUCCAAUUUACUUGAAUGAUCUGUUCCUUCUUAAGGGUAUGCAAAGAUUGUAUAGAAACCGUAAAUGCUAGAAAUCCAUGCUUACUGUCUUCUAUUUCAGUAGUCAACUUUAAACACUGAUUCUUAAGGUACAGUGCUAGAAAAAACUUUGAUAGAAAAAUAUUAGUUUUAGGUAUUUUUUGUCACUCUGAAGGCCUAUAAAUAUAUAUAUUUUUGUGAUUAGAACAUUAUAAUUACCAGUACAUGUACAUUUUCUGGUCGAGUUCAUCGUAAGUUGAAUGGCAAAGAAGUGUUUAAGUGUUGGUAAUUAAACCCCCUGCAGCUAGUAAGCCUCUGAAAUCUUUAACAAUGUAGAGCUUUUGGCUUAACCCUUGGAUAGAGAAUUGUUCAUCCAGUCGAGAGCAUUGUCCACCUUUUGAGCAACUGGGGCGGGAUAAAGACCUAAUAUCCAACUGAUAUUUGCAUUAUAAUUAUUCUUAGUCGGUGUACAGGUGACAUGGGAAAGAUUACAACAGCUUGGAGACAUUCCUUGUGCUAGGGAUGGACACACCCUGAGGUCUGUAAAAGCCGGAUUGUCAUUUUUAUUAAUCAUUACUUAAGUUGGUAUUUGAAUACUACAUCUUCCUUGUCACAUCAUGAAAUGUAGCUCCCAGUUAGGUUCUUUGUUAGAGUAUAAAACUGUAUUUCUAUUUUUGUUUUUUUUCCAUAUACAGUGAUUAAUGUUAAUGGUUUGGUUCAAUUUUUUUCAGCUUAGUUUAAAAACCAGAAGGUUUGAAAAGCAAUUAAACUGGAGAAAAUUUGGACCACAACAAAGAUGUAAUAUUUAUACCAUCCAAACUAUUUGUUUAUGGCAAGUGAUUAUUAUUUGACUUCUUUUAACUCUCCCCAGUGCUUUGGGCUCUGUACUUUAUUUAUUUGGUGGCUCAAAUUACCCAGAAUCAGAAGAAUGUUUGGAAGGAUUAUACGCUUAUGACAUAGGUAAAACUUUGUUGUAAUACUUUAAAAUUCCUAAGGCAUUGAUGUCGGUAUUCCUACAGAGGUUGAAUCUAACAAACUCAUUUUGCACUUUUAUAAGUGAAUAUAGUAGUUUACCACCUUCAGUUUUUUAAUACUUCCAGUUUCUCUCUUUGUUUGGUCAGUUUUUAUCAUACUGGUAACCAUGGUAACAGUGUAUCUUAACAUUUUAAUUUCCAAUAGUGACCAUCAACAAUUUUCUCCUAACGAUAUCCAUCAUACAUUGUCAAGACGUAAGGUUAUGGUAAUAAUUAUUAAUAAAAUGAUCAGCUUAGGGGAAAAUUAAUGCUUUGAUCUUUGAACAAAUUCUCUUAACUAAUUCUNGGCUCAAAUUACCCAGAAUCAGAAGAAUGUUUGGAAGGAUUAUACGCUUAUGACAUAGGUAAAACUUUGUUGUAAUACUUUAAAAUUCCUAAGGCAUUGAUGUCGGUAUUCCUACAGAGGUUGAAUCUAACAAACUCAUUUUGCACUUUUAUAAGUGAAUAUAGUAGUUUACCACCUUCAGUUUUUUAAUACUUCCAGUUUCUCUCUUUGUUUGGUCAGUUUUUAUCAUACUGGUAACCAUGGUAACAGUGUAUCUUAACAUUUUAAUUUCCAAUAGUGACCAUCAACAAUUUUCUCCUAACGAUAUCCAUCAUACAUUGUCAAGACGUAAGGUUAUGGUAAUAAUUAUUAAUAAAAUGAUCAGCUUAGGGGAAAAUUAAUGCUUUGAUCUUUGAACAAAUUCUCUUAACUAAUUCUUAAAGGAAAUGAAUGGAGAUCAGUUUGGAGAAUUUGCAUGUGGAUAUUGGGGUUUUAAGGGUUAAAAACACCCAUUAUUCUAGCAUUGACCUACUUGUAAGUACUGUACAUGUAUCAGGGUUUUCACUACGAUUUCAAGUUGCUUUAGCAUCCUAUCCAGCGGGGAGUAGCAAUACUCCUAUGCAUGCUCCGUGUGUGCUAAGGAGACCAGGAUAAGCUCCAGCCGUUUGGGCCUUUUAUCUUUUUUACCUUUUACACACAGAAAAAAAGGAGGAAAAAAGACAAUGCUACUUAUGUAUGUUAUAAAGCCACCUAAAAAAUCACUUAAAGCUAAUCGAGCUAGGAGGCAUUAUAGAGUACAUUGUGUCAUAUUCUGUGUUAUAAAAGAGGAGGCAUAAGUACAAAACAUUGUUACAAGUCAAACAAAAAACAAACAAGCAAACAAAAAGAAAUAAACUAAACCCACGUUGUAAAAUGAACAAAAAUCUGACUCAAAUAGACGACAAAACAGUAAAAGAAAUCAUUCAAAAUGGUAGAAGGGCAGAAAAGGACAAACACGCCCUCUACAUGUAGGUUGGAGAUAAGUCGGCGCUGAUAAAAAUACGUCUGUCCCCGUGACAUCCACUGUAGUCCUAUAAACUUGCAUAUGUUACAGGUCAAAAUUAAAUUCUGGUUAAAAUUUUUUUUAACAUAGAUUGAUUCUCUAUUUCUUUUGUCUCCUAGACCAAGGUAAUUGAGAAUCAACCUAGGUUAAAACAUUUUAGCCUGAAUUUGAUUGAGUGUUUUUCAGGAACACUCUCCUGGGAAUUAUGUCCCACCCAAGGUCGUCAGCCAAAAGUCCUAGGCCAUUCUGCUGCUGUAGUAGGAGACACUUUGUAUAUAUUUGGAGGAAUACAUCACGGAGUUGCUUCAGAUGCUCUUUAUAUACUAAAUACAGGUAAGUUGUUUCUAUUAAACUUAAAAUACAGCUAUAAUUACACAAUUACGGUAUAUUAUGUUAUGGGUCAAAUUGAUUACAGGUUAAAUGGCUUCAAUGUAGGUCAAUUUCCUUUAUCUCUUAUGGCUUGUUGACAAAGGAAAUUGAGAAUCAACCUACGAUACCGUUCAAGAUUUAAAUAUUUUCUGUUUUGUUACAGGGAAUUUGACAUGGACUCCUCUCAAGGCCUCUGGAAAACCCCCUCCUGCCAGGUACACAAAUGAAUAGUGUUAGUAAGACAAAGAUUGUAUUUUGCUGUUUGCUUAAGUACUUAAAGGUCACUGUUGAUAUGGCAUCACAAUGUGACAAAAACAGUACAAUGUCAGUAGCCAUUGAAACAAAGUUAGAACAGGAGACAGUCUCUUUUACCACAUUUUAGCAUGUUUUGUUGCGGGCGACAAGAGGCGCCUGCAGUCCUAAUUUCCAUGUUGUUAUUACGCAUGCGCCGCAUGUAUGUUGCCAGCUUCGUUUGGACUUCCACUAAAAAUGAAUGGAAUGCAGCGAACGCUAAUGUGGUCACGCGCGUUUGGACCUCCUUUCCCUCGUAAUUUAAUCGCGCGUGUUUUGACAUAUUUAUCGCGUGAAACUUACGCAAAGCACAGCGUUUGCGCGAAAGCGUUUUGACCUACGAUCGAUGUCGCUCGCACUCGGUAACCUUUGGUUAUUACUAGAAAUAAUGCUAAUAUCAUAAUAAAAUGUUUUGUAGGUGUGAUCAUGCAUGUACAGUGAUUGGUGAAAAGUUUUACAUCAUGGGAGGCAACGGUGGAGAAAAGUUGUGGUACAAUGACUUACAUGUCUUUGACACGGGUGAGCAAGUCAAAUUGCCUCAGGCCUCCGUUUCAAAGCGAGGCUAAGUGUGAAGCCAUUAAUAUACCAAUGAUUUUUCUUCUCGUGCAAAUAAAACUCAUUGUCACAUGAAAGGUUUUGCACUUAGCCUCUUUUUGAAAGUGAGAGGUUUUGUAACUCGGAAGUGGCCUAUUGAAAAUACCCGGUUUACUUUCUCAUCAACAACUAUAUAUAAAGCACUAGACUGCUUAAUUUGACCGCAUGCCACACCGGACGUAGGUAGACUGCUUUGAAGAUGAACUUGUCACUCAAGGAGGCUAGAUGUAGUUAGUGGAUGAUAAAUUACAUUUACAUACAUACAUACUCCCGAAAGGGGUUUUUCAGGAAGAAUCACUAUUUACAAGCGCUACAUUUAACUAAUUACAACACUCAACUUAGUACUAAUUACAAUCCUGAACUAAUUACUAAUUACAAUACUUUUUAAACUAACUAAGAAGCGUUUACAAAAUUACCUGGUUCCUUUAGAGACGUUUCGAAUAACAGGAACAGAUUGAUCUAAUUUAAGGUAAGGUUCUAAAUUAACUUUUGUGUUACUUUGCAGUAACCUUGAGAUGGGAAUCGGUGAAUGUUCUGGGUCACUUACCCUAUGCACGGAGCUUACAUACGAUAUGUGCCCACCAUGGCAAGGUAUAUUUGUUUUUUCUACUGAAAAAAUAAACUGUCUUUUUACUAAGAGCAUUAUUUAUUCAAAAUAUUUCCAUGCUUCUGAUUGGCGUAAAUCUCCCUCUGUGCGACUAAUUCGCCAGUUUAAUCUUAGGUGAUUACUCCAACACAUUUACUUUGUCAAAUGCAAGCGAACUCUUUUUGACCCGAAUUCCUAAGAACCAUAUUCAAGUUCAGAGAGAAAAAGAAAAUUAGGCUGUCGCUUGUUUACGUCCUCCAAAAAACGUGAAAUGAGGAAUUUUGCCCGUCGUAGACCCAGGGGCGGUCAGUCGGGUGGGGAUAGACGGCGGCGAAAGUUUUCAGGAAUGGACGAGAGAGCCCCUGGGAUGGUACUGUUAUCGAAGCAGUUCCACGACUCAUUCGAAUGUUUGUCUCUGAAUCGGAGGUCAGCAUCUAUCGCGCUGCUUUCGGAGUUUACCUGCGUUCUCGACUGUUGUUCGUAACUGUCUGGCUCCUGCGGGGGAGCUUUCUUCGAGAAGGGUUCUCAGUGAAAAUGGGGCCCACAAAACAGAAGAUGUCCCAUAAUUUAGCAUGUUAGCAAAACAAAACAAAACGAAAGGUAGGAUUUCCGUAUUAAAUGUAUGGGGUUAAAUGGACGAUGGACGAUCCAAACUCAUUUAGACGAACUUAACUGAGCCAGAAGUCGAUUUUUUCAUGAACUUAAGUCACUAAGUUUAGUUCGUCCCAUGAAAAGUUCGACGUUUGGACUAGGCGUAACGACGAGACGGCAACGUGAUUGUCGCUUAAAAAUAGAAUUUUCGUUCUUCCAGUCUUUAUCGCAACUAUUGCCAUCCACUUAUUUUCUCAAAUGUAGGCGAACCCUCCUUAAGUUGAAUUCCAAGGGACCAUAUCGAAGUUCGGAAAGAGAGAUAAAUUUCGUCGUUGCUUUUUUACGUUCCCCAUCAAAACGCAAAAGUAGGCAUUUUCACGCCGUAGUCGUGCAAAAAAGGCAAAGAAAUGUACAAAAAAUUGUGACGCACGUGCAAAGUUGUUGUUUUGGUUAUUAGGCAUUGUUUUUUGGUGUUCUCGUUACAGUCGCGCGUGGUUGGAUCUAAAACUCCGUAAUAUAUUGCUUUGCUCUUGUGACUGACUUUCUUCUUGCUUUUACCGUUUUCUAUUGCUGUAGCUCCCCAUUCACUAUACUGUGAGUAAACUGGGAUCAUGGUAGCCUGCGAGCAAGCUCUUAGGGCGCUCUGGCGGCGGGGCGGGGUAAGGAAGGAGAGCUUGCAACUAUGUCUCUGGAAUUUGAAUAUCUACAUCGAAAAAAUCGAUGCGAAAUGCUGAUUGGCGGAGAUGACAUUAGUAAUGACGUCAUUACCCUUGGGGCGUGCUUUCACGUGCCUUUAAAUGUUUGUUUGCAUUCUCGCUCGUUUCCGCUUCGCGCUGAUUGGUGGAAAUUAGACAGCUCAGUCGAAGGGGAACCACAGGGGAAUUGGAAGCAAAAUUCAAAUUCUAGAGACGUAGUUACAAGUUCUCCUUCCUUCUCCCGCUCCACCGACAGAGCGCCCUGGAGAACUUACUCGCAGGCUAAGAUCAUGGUUAUUGUUAGGGCUCACUUUUUUAAUACUUUUUGGGUUUAUUCGCCAGGAUAUUUACUUAUUUGGUGGAUCAAAUGAUAAAGCAAAGGUUCCAACGCCAUUCGAAGAUGUAUACAAAUUGAGCAUGUGUAAGUAG